Messenger RNA from Carassius auratus (goldfish), 2337 nucleotides. RefSeq names its product proteinase-activated receptor 3. Gene Ontology annotation, biological process: positive regulation of Rho protein signal transduction; thrombin-activated receptor signaling pathway; blood coagulation. Bases 117 to 1259 code for a protein of 380 amino acids. The transcript has 2 exons. Gene Ontology annotation, molecular function: thrombin-activated receptor activity. NCBI's taxonomy places the organism in Eukaryota, Metazoa, Chordata, Actinopteri, Cypriniformes, Cyprinidae. Gene Ontology annotation, cellular component: plasma membrane. The record is from RefSeq and is a predicted model, not a curated record.
GAGAGAGACUUGCAGUCACAGCUCUCCCGUCGUUUCAUUUGUAUUCCACGGACAGACUGAACGUGUGGAGACUGCGUUUGUUUUUAGUUGAGCACAUAAGGACGUGUUUGUGAGUCAUGGGGAAAGUUUUUCUUGCCGUGUUUAUCGCUUUAAUUAUUCUGAACUCGACCCAGGCUAAAGGAAAGAAGGCCAGGAAGGUCAAACGCAACAGCACUGACAUUGCCAGACCGAGGACUUUUCAAGGAAAUGCCAUCCCAGUCAACGUCCCUCCUCCUCCUCCAAACCGAGUGACAGACCCCCAAACACCCAUCCUCCCGUCCUCCGGUGAUGUCGAAGUCAAGUUACAAAACAACAACACGGCAAACUACCUCCAAGGUCCUCUGAGCAACAGGUUCAUCCCAGCUGUCUACAUCAUAGCCGUCGUUGUCGGCAUUCCCUCAAAUAUCGUCAUCUUGUUCGCCGUUGGAACCAAAGUGAGGGUGAUUUCGUCGGCUAUAAUGUACUGUAGCCUGGCAGCAUCGGACUUGCUGUUGUUGUUCAGUCUGUUACUGAAAGCACACUAUCAUCUAAGUGGAAACAACUGGAUAUUCGGUGAAACCGCUUGUCGUAUCACGACCGCCUGUUUUUACGGAAACCUGUAUUGUUCUGCGUUCACACUAGCAUGCAUUAGCAUCAAACGCUACCUAGCUGUGGUGCACCCUUUCCUUUUUAAGAGCUUGCCAAAGCGCUCGUUUAGCUUUUGGGGUUGCUUGAUUGUUUGGAUUAUAUUUAUUAUCGCCACUGUGCCGGAAUUUCUAGUGCAACAAAGCUACCGCAUCACAGAUCUGGGAGUAAUCACAUGCCAUGACGUUCUUCCUGCUAAUUUAGAUUACUACCAGUGGCUUAUCUAUUAUAAUUUAGGCUUGACCUGUGUAGGUUUUUUCCUGCCCUUAGUGGUGACCGUGGCAUGUUACACCUCUAUAGUCUGGCACCUGAACCGUUCGCACAGAGACUGGGCUCUUUAUAUCAGAGCUAGCUCGUUUAACUUCAUUAUCUUUAUUUUGUGCUUCGGCCCGAGCAGCUGCCUUCAUUUUGUGCAUUAUGUUCUGCUGUCUGUCGGCUCCACGGAGAGUUUCUACAUCUACUUCAGUGUGGCUGUGUGUCUGUGUUGCCUGCAUAGCGCUCUGGAUCCGUACCUGUUCGUGCUCAUGUCCAGGACUGUCCAAAGCAAACGCUACUUCCUGACAUGCAAAGGACGCGCGCUUAGUAUCUCCUCGUAAAGUCAACAUGAAAUUCUUGUUGUGCAACCCGUUUAACUUCCCUAGUCUUUGAAACUGGAUAUUUAAUGUGACCUGUCUGAAAUAGCCGAAAGACACUUAGACUACCAUUUUUUUUUUCAAGAAAAUAAUACUUUUAUGCAGCAAGAAUGCAUCAAAUUGAUCAAAAGUGACAGUAAAGACAUUCACAUGGUUUAUAAUGAAAUAUUUCUCAAAAAUAUGAAGGAACACAAUUGUUUUCAACAUUGAUAAUUAUAAGAAAGGUUACUUUUUAUCUGAAAAUGUGGACGUUUUGCAAUCCUGAGUUUAUAUCUCUUAAAUCUUUUUUUUCUCUUGCAGUUCAAAGAAAAUUAAAUUGAGAUAUAAACUUAGAAUUUGCUCGCAAUUCCUAGAAAAAAAAUUGUGAGAUUGUGCUUGAUAUAAACUCAGUAUUGCAAGAUAUAAAAUCGGAAUUCUGACUUUUUGUUUCUCCGAAUAAUGAGAAAAAAAUUCUGAAUUAUCAACUAAAAAGUUGCAGUUACCUUUUUUUUUUUUUUUUUUUGGAAACCAGCGUUCAUACAUUGAAGAAUGGAGUAAUGGCUGCUCAAAAACACAGCUUUGCAUCACAGGAAUAGAUUUUUAUAAUAUAUAUUCAAAGCAGACAACAAUUAUCUUAAUUGUAAUAUUAUUUCACAUAAAACUGUAUUUUUGACCAAUGAGAUGCAUUAAGAAUAUAAAGCAAAUAGUCAAUUGUGAUUUAUAUUAUUAUAAAAAGGAGCUAUCUACAAUGUUUUCUGAUUUCAGUCCUGUUGUUCUAGAUUUAAAGUUUUUAAUGUGUGAAAUGUCACGAGGAGAAUUAAUUGUUGGUAGUUGCAGCCAGAAUCGGUUUCUACAGGAGCAGCACCUUUUAUACUGAAUACAAAUGGAGAGUCGUUUGAAUGGCCCUUGAAGAAAAGAUGUAAUAUACUGCCUGGACUGUGUUCAGAGUCUUGAAUGCGACAAGCCUUGUUGAACAAGGAAAAGUUUAUCUGUAUAUGUAUUCCCUGUUUGUAUAUAGAAUCUAAAUGCUUUACUACUUAUAUUUAAACUGCUUUGUACCUGC